UAUGCAAAUGAUCCGUCAAGAACCUGCACGAUCGCCUGCCAGUCCUGCCGCCGCCGCAUCCUCGGGCCCUUCUCCCCCUCACCGGAAGUGCCCGACCGGUUGGCGGGGGAGGGGUCGCGCCGGGCAACAUGGCGGCCGCCACCGCCUCUCCUCAGGAGCCCGCUGGGCGCGCCGGCCUGGCUCUGGGGCGUCCCCCGCGCUCGACUCCCCGCGGCGUCCUCGAGCGCCCGGCUGGUCCGUGGGAGCUGGUGAGGCCUUCGGUGACGGAUCUCUCGCGGGCCGUCCGGAGCAACAUCCUGUGCACCGUGCCGGGCUGCGGCAAAGUGCUGCCCAACCCGCCGGCGCUGAGCAUGCACCUCCGCAAGGCCCACCGCGUGGAGCAGGAUGAGAAAAUAAAUCCUGCAACAAAGAAAGACUUGAAAGCACGACAGAAAUACUACUGCUGUCCCAUUGAAGGCUGCCCAAGAGGACCCGGAAGGCCUUUUUCACAAUUUUCUCUUGUAAGACAGCACUUCAUGAAAAUGCACGCCGAGAAGAAGCAUAAAUGUGAUAAAUGUAAUAAUUCCUAUGGCACCAUAUGGGAUUUGAAGCGACACAUCGAGGACUGCGGCAAGACCUUUCAGUGUACUUGUGGCUGCCCCUAUGCCAGCAGGACGGCCCUGUUAUCACAUAUUUAUAGAACUCAGCAUGAGAUCCCUGUUGAACACAGGGAUCCACCGUGUAAGAAACGGAGAAUGGAAAUGGCAGCCUCCAAUCAUCAGCUGGGAGAAGAAGCAACAGAAAGCUCUGGCGAUGCUGCUAGCCGACGUGCUGGUACUAAAGACUUGGAGACAUCCGAGAUAAAACUUGCAACCUCUUUAGAGGAUUCCACCCAUUGCUGUACCACUAAGCCAACACAGGCACAACCAAAAAAUGCACCAAAGUUGCUUCUACCGAAGCCCAAAGUAGCUCUGGUUAAACUUCCUGUAAUGCAGCUUACUCACUUGCCCGUAUGCCUGUUGGCACCAGACUCUUCUGUGAAACCCGUCGUCGUUGCUGUGGAUGACAAAGGCUCUGUAAUGAGCACGGUUCACUUAAUGCCUCUGCCGGUAGGAAUUGUACUACCAACGAUGGAGGCUGAAGCACUUACUUUUAGAGACACAGCACCCCUUUCAAAAACCAAAAGCUCUGUCAGCUUUGAGCCGGUCAGCACAGGAAUCCAAGUCGAUUUGGGUAAAGCGGCCUCAAAUAGUGCAGUGCAGGGUCUGGAAGCCGUAUGUUACAAGAACGGGAUCUGUUCCACAGACAUCCAGACGGACCUGUCCUUUAUUGCACAGAACUUUGCACCCUCUGCGUCUUGGGCUCCCGAUUCCUCCGUGUCCUCUUGUUCUCAAACCGAUCUGACGUUCAGUUCGCAAGUUCUGCUGCCCAUUAGCGUUCAGACACAGACUCUGUUGCCGGGUUCGAAGCCGACCUCAUCCAUCGCUGCCCAGACGGAUGCUUUUGCCCACGCUUGCUUUCAGUCAUGUGGAAUUUCGAGAGAGACUCAGACCAACAGGUCCCAGAAGGGGAUGGAUGGAAGAGUACAAAUGGACCAGGCUGUGAUGUGCAAUGACAUUUUUGACGAUGUUACUUCGUCGUUCGAUUCAUCCCCAGUGGUCCUUUCUGGCAGCAGCUUGAUUGCCAGUGAGCUGGAUCAGAACCUGCUACAAAGAGAAACCUGCAAGUCUUUGAGUCAGGACGCAAAAUCCGAGGCGAUGAUCAACUUCAGCACACAGCAUAAUCUGCUUCCGCAGCAAGUUAUGACUGACAACCAAACUCAGACCAUGGAGUUAUUGAGUGACCUUGAAACUAUUUUUUCAGGUAAUACUGCUGAGCAAUCAUUACAUAACCGUGGUCUUCUGACAGAUGCUAACCCUCACGCUGAACCACCCCUGCCUUCUGGCCCUAACCAGAAUGCAGCAAUAGAUUUUGACAUUGAGGAUUUCUUCACUGCCUCCAAUAUCCAGACUCAGACAGAGGAGGCUGAAUUCGGUAACUUGACCUCAGAGCCGGUCUUGGAAUCACUGGAUAUUGAAACUCAAACGGACUUAUUUUCAGACAACACGGUGCAGCCAUACAACUGCAGAGGUAACGUGAACUUUUUGGGCCUGGAGAUGUUUGACACGCAGACCCAGACCGACUUGAACUUCUUCUUGGACAGCCCCCAUCUGCCUCUGGGCAACAUCCUGAAGCAGUCUGCCUUCUCCAUGAGCACAGACUCAUCUGACACAGAGACACAGACAGAAAUGCAGCUUCUGGAGAGAAACGCCUUAAGCCAGGUGGCCGAGAGCAAAGUGCAGCUGAACAGUGCCGAGACACAGACUAUGGACAGCUGCUUUGAAACCUUUAGUAGCUUAUUCCUUACGAGCAACGAGACUCAGACUGCCAUGGACGACUUCUUACUGGCUGACUUGGCCUGGAAUACAAUGGAGUCACAGUUCAGCUCGGUAGAAACGCAGACUUGUGCAAAACUGUGCUCUUUGUUUCAGGAUUCUGACAAGGCCGGCCAGUGAGUGCUGUUUUCACGAAAACAGCUUUCCUUGAGAAUAUAAGUUGUUUCGGGUGAAGAAACUGACAAGUCGGCUCACUGAAUGUAACGGACGCCAUGGGGUUGGUUUACAAACCUUGUCAUGGUGUAAGGUGCUUUAGAUGCUGUGUGUGUGGGACAGGCAUGAUCCUGUUUGCGUAUUUUCACUACGACGUGUCAUUGUGUGUUUGAGCACUUCGGAACUGAAGGCCUACAGGUGCCUGCUUUGUUAAGCUGAGGGUUGUGGGGGGGGGGGAGGAUGGUGUGUAUUCAAGUUCCUAACUCAUAGCCUUCACUCAUGUCGUUUGAACUGACACUUGAAGUGUACAGAAUCUUUGACCCAGAACCAGGGUGUUUUUUUUAAUUCAUUGCUCAUAUCCAAAAUCCUGAGCAUGUAAACCUUUCCCCACCUUUAUUCCAGGGUUGGUUCACAGUUUGAAAUAGUUGUAUCAUGAUCAUACCCAAUGCUUCCCGCUGAUUAACUCUGAAGCACGUUUGCUAAACUGUGAGCCUGUGCCCCUCAGGCGUGCAGCGGCAUGCUGGGUGCAUUCUUCAAGUGCAGCCAACAUUAACUGAGUUUUUUCUGACUUGUAAUAAGCUUGUAUAGCCCAAGCUUUCUCCUCCUGAUUAUAUGUGGGAGAAUAGCGGAAUCUGAAAGUUGCAGAAAUGCGGAGUAUUCUGUUCCGUCGUUGCUCCUGUCACUUAGGUAGAAGAGGGGAAAGCAUCUGAACAUUCUUGCUGAAUGUCACAUACUCUUGGCAAGCAGGUAGCUUUAAGGACACUGGCUCUGAAACAAAAUUGUGUAUCCCAAUGACUGCUGUUCAGCGGUUUCUUGGGAACGUCAGUCAUAAGGCUAAUAACUGGAAAAAUAAAGAUGCUGUUAGCUCCGAGCAAGUUCACUACAUAGGUUUCCCGCCAGCUAAUAUAGCUGGUUUAUCAGGGCCCCUGUUGACUUGUGUACAACCUCAGCUCUUCAAAAUGAUCCUACUUGCUGCUUGAAAUACAGUUGUAGUGAAUAAACUGCUGAAAUGUGCUGCUAUGGGUUCCAAAAAUCUAAAAACGGAGGUUCUCUUGGCUCAAUCUGUCGGUAUGGAGUUGCCAUUCCUUCAUUUCCCAAACAGUUUCCCUUUCAGGUUUCCCAUAUUCCGAUUUAUCUGACAAUCUCUCCACACUAGCUACAAGUGUUAGUAGCCGCUUAGUGGCUCCAUUAAUGUUCUGCAGUUGUGUUAUUUUUUUAUCUGAAGGAGAAUGAUAAUCUGUGGAAGAUACUUCAGUUAAUCUCGCUCAGGUCUUUUCCUUCAUUUUUUUUUUUUUGCAGGACUGCAUAAGUGUUUCCCAGACUUCCCUGAAAGUGCUGUUGGAACGAGACCCAGCGUCUGGGCCUUGUAGCUUAGUGACAGAGUACAUUACAUGGUUACUUCAGUCUGAGUGGCUUUUUUGUUGUUGCCAAGGCACAGAGCUCUUCAGAAUUUUACUCCAGAAUGCCUUGGUUUUCAGCUUGUAGAGCGAAAGUAAUUUUUCAGCACCGACAUGGAAGGCACUGAUAUCAGAGAGGUUUCUGCAGUCAGUACGCAAGCUUUUUUGACAGAAGGGGAUUUAGCAGUCUCGGGGUGUAUUGGUACACCUCCAUGAACAGAAACCAGGGGGUCCCAAGCGUUAGCUGUACAUUUGAGUCCAGCCUACACAUGUAGCAAGAUCAAACGGUAGAAUUCUAAGACUGCAGACUAGAUUGCAACCUGUCAGCAAUGAACAUUUAACAAUAUUUUUCUGCAUCUGGAUGUGGGAAAGUGAAAAAAACUGGCAAAACACAAGGAAAAGGAGGGCCUCGUAUCUUGCUGAAUCACUACAUCAUUACUUUCUGGGAGCUUUGGUAUGAGAGCAUCCAAAACCAGCUUUGCAGCCAGUAGUGGUCCAGUUCAUUUCGUUACUUUAGAGCUUUACCACUUCGUUUACCAGUUUGUGCAAGGCCAGGCUUAAGCAACCUGUCACUAUACACUACUGGAGCAUGGUACUAUCUGUGUGUUUCCAGGGACACACAGUUGAUGUUGAAAUACAACCUUUUGAGAUGUCGUGAAGCCGUGGAGGAAAGAGAAGUGUGGGUUUCCAGGGAAAGUUCACUUGGAGGAACUGAAAUAAAUGUAACGAUCAGGGACUGGUUCACUUAUCUGAGUCACGCAGCGGCUGUGUUGGGGGGGAGGGCAUAGUUGAUCUUGCUCCACCCCCUCCCCUCCUGCUUGUCUACAGCACAGGGCGCGACAACAACUCCCCACCUUCCUGCAGUGGGCAGUCACCACUUUCCUUAUCAUUUGACUGGACUGACACAGUGGCACUGCUUUCUCUUUGUUCCCCACCUAUCUUCCUGACUCUCCUAGUGUGAGAUUUUGGUAUUUUUGUGAAAAUGUUAAUGGGGAAAUAUUUUUUGUAUUUUUCUGCAAAUCUGGGGAUUCUCCAUCUCUGUAGAGAAAUACCUCCUAUCACUUCCUGGUCCCAUUCUCUGGAUCAAAUGAUCUGCAAGAGAGCCAGGCUCAAAAUUAGAUCUAGGAUGCUUAUCAAACCUGAUCACGUAACUGCUUCAACGACAUAAAAUGCAUAGUUCAUAGCAUAUCGGAUUAUGGUAUUUGGCAUAUAUAUAAUACACAUUCACAUGAAAUUUAAAGGCGUCGAUACCUUUGUUUUUCUAUAAGUAAAAUGAUGAAUGUACCAAAUACCAAAGAGCUACAAACUAUAGCUGACUGUACUGCCUUUGCAGUUAUGCCAGCUGAGACGUUAAAAAAAUCAAAAAUAAAACUCAGGUUGCAGUAUGCAAAAUAUUUGAGUAGCCUUAAGUAAUCACAAACAGGAUUAGCAUAUUUGGAUAAAGAAUCACUUCACAAGAUUGAAAAAACUUUACUCUUCAGUUAAUCUAUUAUAUGUAUUUUAUGUCAUUGUAGACAAAAUUAGUCUCAUUUUAAAAUAUUCUUGAAAAUACGUUGUGCAUGCCCACUAUGUUAGGGUAUGCCGUGGUUCAGUGAAUUUACAUACAAAAGGUCCCAGGUUCAAUUUUGUCUUGUGAGCUUUCUCAAGUAUGCCUGGACAGGUGGCAUACAAAUUUUCCAAAUAAAUCCCUGGUGUCAGUACUUAAAACAGUUAGAUGGAAGGUGUUAUGAGACCCUGGAGAAGUGUUACCUCUUAGUAGAAAGAUUUUCCUUGAACAGAUAUAUGAUAAUUUAUUUGUUUCUCUUGUGCCUUCAUAUUGUGCCCUCCUCCUAGCUAGCUUCUAUUCCAGAGUGGGAGUUUGAGCCCAAGUCUCAGAUCCUAAUCCAUCACUCUAACCACUGCACAGUGCUCUUCUCAGGUUUCUGUAGGAAUGAGAGACCUGAUCUGCAUUGGAGUUGAUACCACAGAUCCUUGCUCUCUUCUGAGCUGGAGUUAUCUUCAACUCAGCCAGUGUGGUGUAGUGGUUAAGAGCAGUGGACUCAAAUCUGGAGAACCGGGUUUGAUUCCCUACUCCUCCAUUUGAGCGUCAGACUCUAAUCUGGGGAACCAAGUUUAAUUCCCCAUUCCUCCACAUGAGUGGCAAACAAAUCCAGAAAACCAGAUUUUGAUUCACCACUCUUCCGUAUAAACCGUGCUGGGUGACUUGGGAUAGUCACAGUUCUCUUAGAACUCUCUCAGCCCCUCCUACCUCACCAGGUGUCUGUUGUGGGGAGAGGAAGGGAAGGAGUUUGUGCUUUGACUCCUUAUAGUUGAGAAAAGCGGGGUAUAAAUCCAAACUCUUUUUCUUCCUAGUAGAUAUGAGUCCCACAUCUUUUCACAGAAGACCUCAUCAGCCACAGUCUAUUCUUGUGGACAAUAAACCUGAAAAAAUGUGUCCAUACAAAGUUAUGGAGAAGCUAAACCUUCAUUUAUGCACUGGUAACUUGUGGUUCUAAUCCUUUUUCCUUAAUACGGAGAUACAGGAAGCCUGUUUCUCCCACCCUUGUUGAUGGUCAUCUGUGCCAGUGCAGUGGAUCAACCAUGAUUGUGGACAGCAGCAUAAUGUGGCAUGCACAUCUGAAUUCAUUUAGUUAGCACACUUUUUACCUGCCCUUGGUGCAAGUCCAAAGUAAUUCUAUUGUCUCAUCGUUUUGUUUUGCCAAAGGGACCGAAGCUUAAAUACCUCCCUGGUGGUAUAGCCCUGCAGAGAGCAAAUCCCCUUAGCAAACUGGGGGAUGACAGUUUCUCUGCCUCAAUCCUAUGUACACAUUUGAGGCAUUUUAUUGUUUAAAAUUUGAUUUGAUUUCUAUCCCGGCCUAUCCCUGCAGGGCUCAGAGCAGGUCACAACACAAAUGAUAAUUUUCAAGUAGGAUCUGCAGACCGCCAUACUCAAAGGUAUAUCUAAAUAGCAACUGCUGGUUAGUAGGUGGCAGCAGAAACAAAGGACUAGCAGAGAGGCAAGAUGGAGGAUAGAUGAUAAAUUGCCUUUUCACUAACUACUAGGUUGGGUUUUUUUUAUCAACUUGCAGGGAUAGUUCUAGAGAAUUGCACUUUCACACGCAAUCAGAGCCAUUAACUGCUUGCUGGCCAGAAUGUGUUGCAGUGUGAGUAGAAUGGUUCACUUGUUUAUAAAAAAAAAUUAGGCAAUUUUUUGCUGUCAACAUGUGAUAGGUCAGAUAAAUCUAGGUGCUAAUCCUGGCUUAUCUGAGAAUCCCAAGGGACUUGCUUCCCGCUAAAGCAGCAGAUAGUUACGUUGUAUAUAAACUUGUAUUUGGGCUUCAGCAUGUCUGAUAACAGCUUGCUUGACAAAUGCUCCUCCGCACAAAAACAUUGCCUAUACAUUAACAAAAAAUCUAGCAUGUUUGGAUAAGUAAUCUGAAUCCACACCCUAUCACUGCCUGUUUUGUAAGGAGAAGCAAUCUUGCAAACUCCCAAUUCCAUUCUACAGAGCAAGCCAAACAUCAGGUUGGAUCCAACUAGUCAAGGCUCGGUUGGGGACCAAGGGAAGUUCUUGGUCACACAACCCAUGCAGGGGGCUGUGAUAAAGAAAGAGAUUGGAUGGGGAAAGCUGGCUGGGUCUACCCCAUGAGCAUUACCAGCUCAGUUAGAAGCCUCCACUGAACAUGACUAGUUGGCGCAAUACGUCCACCGCAAGUUGCCCACAAUUCAAGCUGAAAUGUGUAAGUUGUCCUCUAGUGUGUCCGCUGUAGUGCCGAUGAUGCUUGCCGGACAUUUGUCUCUGAGUUAAGUAACACCAUGUUGGACUAUGUUGAUGUGUGUUGUUAACGUGUCCUUUAUCUGCCCUACCCACUUCUAAAGGCUGCAUCCACACAUCCGUGGAUAACAUGCUGCUAUUGUGCUGUCGCAGUCGUUCACUUCCUGGAUUUCCUUGUUCUUAACUCCCCACCCGUGAAAGGAAAAGGCAGUUGUGAAUUAUUUCUGUAGCACAAUAUCCAGCAAGGCAUAGACACAGGCCUGCCCAGAAACUGCAAAUACGAAAGCAGUGUGUUUGAUCAGGAUCCUGCUUCUGGAGAAUGAAUUUAUUUCCUCACACAAAGGAUAGAUGAGUGUGUAUCAGACGAGAAGCUGGACAAAGGUAAAAAGCCAGAGUAAAAUGCAAAUGCGGGGGAGGGGGGUGUUUCCUGUUGAAGGAGAUUGUCAUGUGAUCAGUCAUUGCAGGUUUGAGAUCUGGACGGAAGCUUGUGAAAUGCAGCACUCCAUUCUCAUUGCCGCUGCUAACUCCUUAACUACUUUCUGCUGAAGUUGUGAGCGUGAAAAGACUGCUUUUCUCAUCUCCACAGUGCCUGCUUUGCUUUUAAAGAAAAAAAGUCAGAGGAUUAACCUUGUCGCUUCUUAAAUAUAGUCACACUUGCAAGCAGCUAAGUGACAUGAAAUGCCAUCGUUAGAGCCGUGCAUGCAUGCUGUGAUCAAUUUAGUACUAGUGAAAUUGAUGACGAUCCCUGUGGAGCACAGCGACAAGCUGCAGCACUGCAGUCAAAGCUCUGCCUGCGUCCUGAGUUCAAUCCUGAUGGGAGUUGGUUUCAGGUACCUGUCUUAAGGUAGACUUAGCCAGUGGUGGGAUUCAAAUAAUUUAACAACUGGUUGUUUACAAGCACCAUUUUAACAACCGGUUCUGCCGAAGUGGUACGAACCGGCUGAAUCCCACCACUGGACUUAGCCUUCCAUCCUUCCAAGGUCAGUAAAAUGAGUACCCAGCUUGCUGGAGGUAAAGUGUAGUCUGGGGAAGGCAAUUGCAAACCACCCCACAAACAUAGCCUGCCUAGUAAACCUUGUGAUGUGGCAUCGGCCCAUGAGUUAGUCAUGACCCGAUGCUUGCCGAAGGGACUACCUUUACCUUUUUAUUUUUAAACCUUAGUAUGAUUAAGCAAAGAGAACCCAACUUACGAUUGCCUCUGCUUUCGGCUAAUGAAAUUGUAAAGCAGAGUUUCCUCUGUACGUUUAGAUGCUUGCGUGCACAGCUGUAUGCACACUGUUGCAAAUAUUGUGAGCUUUAAAUAAUUUCUUGUUGUGAAGAAAGGAAUGAAACUCUUCAAGGUAGAGGCCCACAUGUAUGAAAUGAAAUGUAAGCACAAAGACUAACAAAUAAAGGUAUUUCUACCUUAA
Molecule: messenger RNA, 9127 nt
Organism: Sphaerodactylus townsendi
Lineage: Eukaryota; Metazoa; Chordata; Lepidosauria; Squamata; Sphaerodactylidae
Gene: ATMIN
Product: ATM interactor
Exons: 4
Coding region: 129-2534 (801 amino acids)
Biological process (GO): regulation of transcription by RNA polymerase II
Cellular component (GO): nucleus
Molecular function (GO): transcription cis-regulatory region binding; DNA-binding transcription factor activity, RNA polymerase II-specific
Source: RefSeq, a predicted model, not a curated record